UACUUAAUGGAAGAUGUCGUGCGCCCUUUGUUGCCCUCGGUUCAAGCCUCUGUGAGCCAAGCACCCGACCAGCCUGCCCCAGAUCCUCCAGCUCCUUUGCCUCACCAUGUUCGCGCCGAUAGCGGAGAUCAAGGGAGUGAAGCGCCAGAGCGACACCGAUUGAAUGUGCCAGACGGACACGUCGAACAACGACGAGAUCAAACCCAACGGCCGCCUCCUGAACUUGAUGUGCCGCCUCCUCCGCCAGCAUGAGGCAGCCCACCAGGCCGACGCGAGGGACGACAACUUUACCCUCACCCUCAAGGCCGGCACGAAGCUCGAGAUGGCGCUGGAGGAAGGCCUCCAAAACUACAUCGUGACAGGCAAUGCCGCGCGGGAAGGCGAGAACUUCCAAGGACACCCUCUCGGGAAGAAGCCAGACGCGCUCCUGAGGAGCGUGAUCUUCCGCCUCGCCCAAGCCUACACGGGCAACGUCAAGGAGGUAGAGGACGCGGCGAAGAACGGCCAGGCCCACGAACUGGUCCAAAACGCACUGCAGGUGCUGAAGCAGUGGGGGGCCAUCGCUCAGGACAUGGAUGUGAUCGUACGUGCGACGAUAUGCUUCAAGGUCAAGCUGACAGAAGGGGCCGAAGACCAAGUUCGCUGGAUCUGGGCAGUCAACCAUCACCCAGACCUGAAGUCGGCGCUGACCGUCCUCAGGACCAACGGCGCGCUCAAGGCCGCCCACGUCCUACUGGGGCACGACCACGGACAGCGCUCAAAGGUAGCCAAGCAGAUAGAGGAGCUCGCCUUCCGAAAAAAAAACACAAGCAAAAGGCAGCCCCCAAGAAGCCGAAGAAGAAGUAGCCCGCCCAGAUGGGACUCUCACGAGUUUGUUCAAGCGUCAGAGGAUGAGCCGCGCCACAGACUAACACAUGGAUGGGUGGUGGCUUAUCUCGUAUUCUCUGGUGGUCGCUGGCGCUACACACUAUGCUCUGCCCUGGGUGCGACGCGUAUCUCCGGCCUCGGCCGUGAUGGCGGUGGGGGUGAUGCUUGGGGGCUCUGCCCCUGAGCAUAUUGCCUCCACCCGACCGGCUUCGCGCCCACCUACGCGUCUUGCGACUUCCGCAUCCACUUCCUUGAUGGGAUGGUCCUCGGGCCGAGCCUCUUUGUGCAUUUCGAGUUCGAGGGGUCGAACGGGUACGUGAUUGAGGCGGGGGGUGGCCACCUCGGACCUGCGCGCUGCUCUCUGUCCUUUCCCGUGCUGCCUCUCGGUCUAGUCCUCUUGAGUUCUUUUGAGUUCUGUUUGAGGGGAGCGGCCGCCCAUGCCCCAGAGGGGGACGAGGGCGCCGCUCUCACAGUGCCGCCUCCGCAGAGCGGGGGCGCGUGGAGGUGGGGGGGCGGCCUCUCUCUCUCCGCCCGGGCCCGCAUGCGCGCCCGUCUGUGGACCCGCCGUUGGGAAUAUAGGCUUUCGAACGCGCCGAUUUCGGCUGGGUUUUGCUUUGGCCCCCCACGAAGCGUCCUUCCUUGGGGGUUCCUGGGCGCAG
Molecule: messenger RNA, 1526 nt
Organism: Prorocentrum cordatum
Lineage: Eukaryota; Dinophyceae; Prorocentrales; Prorocentraceae
Source: the annotation of a GenBank genome assembly